AUAAAAACAAUUCCAAUAAUGCAUGAGUUGUAUAAUCCAAAAAUAUAUCUAUUCUAAUUUAUUGUAAAUCUUUUAAAACAUGAUUAGACAGAAUAACCUACAAAAAUUAAACAAAUAAAAAAAACCAGUUUUCAAUAUGUUUGCCAGGUACCACAAGACCUUUAAAAAAAGCCCAACCAGAGCAUUAAGAUGUUUUGCAAAUACCACUAUAUCUUUGAACACAGAAAAGUUCCCAAACGAGGCCCAAGUGGUAGUUUGUGGGGGUGGGGUAAUGGGGGCUUCUGUAGCAUAUCACUUAGCAAAGCUUGGUUGGGGAAAAGAUACUGUUGUCAUAGAACAAAGUAGAAUUGGGGGUGGUACGACUUGGCAUUCUUCAGGUCUAAUAGGUGUCUUCAAACCCAGUUUAGCACAAGUACAAUUGACCAAAUCUAGUGUAGCUUUGUAUAAGGAGUUAGAACAACAAGGAUUAUCCACAGGGUGGAAACAAUGUGGCAGUUUAAACCUAGCUAGAUCCAGAGAUAGAAUGACAGUAUUCAGAAGAAUGAAAGCACAAUCUGUAUCUUGGGACAUAGACUGUGAAUUAUUAACACCAGAACAAUGCAAAGACAAAUGGCCGCUGUUAAACACUGAAGAUAUCCUUGGAGGACUCUGGAUUCCUGGGGACGGAGUUGGUGACCCAUAUGAAACGUGUUUAUCUAUGAUGGCACAAGCCAAAAAUAUGGGUGUAAAAGUAUUUGAAAACUGUGCUAUUAAGAAGAUUCAUCACACUAACCAGAAAGUAUCAAGUGUUGAAACAGAUCUCGGCCAUAUCAAAUGUGAUUACUUUGUCAACUGUGCUGGUUUCUGGGCAAGGGGAAUAGGGAGAUUGUCUGAACCUGUUGUUAAAGUGCCUCUUCAUGCUGUAGAACAUUAUUUUCUUCACACUAAGCCUAUUCCUGCAUUGGAUCCCAUGUUACCAGUGCUAAGAGAUCUGGACGGACAUGUUUAUUUGAGAGAAAAUAGAGGUAGACUUCUGGCCGGUGGAUUUGAACCUGUUGCCAAACCUGCUUAUGAAGAUGGAAGAAUACCUGCCAGCAGCAAAGAGCGUCAACUUCCAGAAGAUUGGGAUCAUUUCCACGUACUGUUAGAACAACUUCUCAAACGAGUACCAUAUUUAGGUACUGUCGUUCUUGAUAGGCUUUGUAACGGUCCUGAAGCCUUCAGUCCCGAUUGUAAAUGGAUAGUAGGAGAAGCACCAGAGAUACGGAAUUAUUUGAUUGCAGCGGGUAUGAAAACCGUGGGAAUAGCUGCAGCUGGAGGAGUUGGUAAGGCCACGGCAGAAAUUAUAGUUAAUGGCGACACGGAAUUCGAUAUGUACGAAAUAGAAGUUUCACGAUUUCUUGGUUUGCACAAUAAUAGAAAGUUUUUAAGAGAUCGGGUCAAGGAAGUUCCUGGUCUGCAUUAUGGAUUAAUAUAUCCUUUUCAUGAAUUUGAAACAGGUAGAAAUUUGAGAAUGUCUCCUGUUUAUCCGAAGUUUCGGGAGAUAGGCGCCGUUUUCGGUCAAGUUAUGGGUUACGAGAGACCAACUUGGUUUAAUGCGGAACAAGCAAGAGUGGAUGAUGGUCAAGACAGCCCCUUUAGAGUAGCUCAUACGAAAACAUUUGCGAAACCUCCUUGGUUUGAAUUUGUAUCCAAAGAGUAUGAAGCGUGUAGGGAACGAAUAGGGAUAAGCGACUAUUCUUCAUUUACAAAAGUGGAUUUGUGGUCGAAAGGUGAUGAGGUGGUGGAUGCUCUUCAAUUUGUAUGCUCAAAUGAUGUGGACGUACCAAUAGGAAGUAUUAUUCAUACUGGAAUGCAGAAUAGACAUGGCGGAUACGAAAAUGAUUGUUCGUUGGCACGCAUUUCUGAAAACCAUUACAUGAUGAUAGCUCCCACGAUCCAACAAACAAGAUGUAAAGUGUGGCUCCAGAAGCAUCUUCCUCCAACCGUCACAAUAUCAGACGUUACGAGUAUGUUCACGGCUUUGUGCAUCAUGGGACCUUUCACGAGACAACUUCUUUCGGAAUUAACCGAUACUGAUUUGAAUCCUCGCAACUUUCCAUUCUUUACUUUUAAGAUGUUGGACGUUGGUCUGGCCAACGGAAUCAGGACAAUGAAUCUUACUCAUACAGGGGAGUUAGGAUAUGUUCUGUAUAUACCAAAUGAGUUUGCGUUGCACGUUUACACAAGUCUGAUGGAAGCUGGUGAAAAGUACGGGAUCACUCCAGCAGGCUACUACGCCACCAGGGCUCUUAGAGUAGAGAAAUUUUACGCAUUUUGGGGUCAGGAUCUAGACACUACGACAACACCAUUGGAAUGCGGUCGAGUGUGGAGGGUCAAAUUCGAUAAAAAAGUAGACUUUAUCGGAAGAGACGCCCUUCUCAGACAACGAGAAGAAGGAGUUAAAAGAAUGUAUUUGCAACUACUUCUAGAAGACCAUGAUUCGGAAACGGAUCUCUGGCCUUGGGGUGGAGAGCCUAUCUAUAGAAAUGGAAAAUACGUCGGUAUGACAACAACCACCGGAUAUGGAUACACAUUUAAAAAACAGGUAUGUCUUGGGUUUGUACACAACUUUGAUGAGAAGGGAGAAAAGCAAAAGGUUACCAACGACUACGUUACCAGUGGCCAUUUCGAAGUUGAUGUUGCUGGAAUCAGGUACCAGGCAAAGGCGAACCUGCACUCACCGAUUCUUCCUACUAAACAUCCCGAUAAAGAACGUGACGCUUAUCAAGCCACCAGAGACAAAGGGGAUGAUCCCAAUGCUUCAAAAAUUAUAAAGGCUGUGUGAAAACCUAGAGAUUGAGUUUGAUUGAUUGAUUGAGUGAAAACAAUUCCUUACUUAUGAGCUGAAACAAAAAAAUGUUUAUUUCAGUCCAGCCGUCAGAGAUUUACACAAUCCCCAAAAAUUUGCAAAAUUUUUGCAUUCCUACCCCCGGGCUACCCCUAACCUCUCCCUGUGGAGGGGAACAGAAGCAUCGAUUUCUCAAGAAUCUGUACGCCGUUGAAAAAAUGUUUUAAACAAGUAGCCCAGUAACUGAACGGGAAAUUCGGCGAUACCGUGUAAUUUUCAGGGGCAACUCCGAAUUGCAUGAAAAUUUGCAUUUAGGUUCUACUUACCCUCCACUUCAAAGUUGAAAUUGUGCCGUUGGUUGAUUUUACUUGGCACCCCUUCUUGGGGGUGAAAAACAUACGUUAAAGAUAAGACCGGAAAUUGAUAAAUUGACUGUUUUUAAGCAACUUUUGUUCUAUAAAGUUUUUCACCUAACUCAAUACUUAUCGAGUUAUUUGUCAUUGAAAAUGUUGAUUUUUCGACAAAAGAACUGCGUUUUCAGACGGUUUUUCGCAAAUAACUCAAAAAGUAAAUAUUUUAUCGAAAAAAAUAUCCUUAGCAAAAGUGUAGCUUAUAAAAAACCCAAAAAAAUGGUGUAUCAUUAAAGUCUAUCAAUCAAAUAAAAACAAAGUUGUAGCUCAUGAAAAAUACGUUCUUAUUCGUCUAAUUCCAAAUCGAAUAUUUCAAGGUGAAAUCACCGAAAAAUUAAGCACUUUUCGGGAAAAACCCAUUUAAACUUUCUUAAGGUGUUUAUAAAAAGCUUUGUUUUAAUUGUUAACAAAAGUUUUAGCAUUAAAAAUAAGCGAGUUACGCUCAAAAUAAAGUUGGCCCUCUUUUUUUUUGUAAAAAAUCAUGAAAAUCUCGCCGUGUUUAGCUCCCCAAAUGAAAUCAAUCGCUACCGCUUCACAAACAAUUUACUUACCUAUCUAUUUUUUAUAUGAUCUGUCAGUCUCACCGGUUAAAGUGUUUAUUUUUGAAAGGGUUAUAAUUGAAAAAGCUUGAAUGGGUCACUAAUCACAAGUGUAUGCAAAUUUUGAACAGUCAUAUCUUAACCAAUUUUGGCUUACGGAGAAACAAAAUGAAACUAGCAUAUGUAUAAUAGCAAAACCUACAUUUUUUUACUCUUUAAGAUUUUUCUUAUCACUAAUACUUUUCAAGUUAUUUUGAAAAAAUGAAAUUUUUCAAAAAUUUUUAGAAAUUAUUUUUUUACUAUAAAACCAAAUAUUUUCAAAAAUAAGCACUUCAAACCAAUCAAACUUACAGAUCAUAUAAACAAUACACAUACAGUUAAAAUAGAUGGUAAAGCCAAACGAUUAAUUUCAUUUAGGGUGCUAAAUAGUGGGAGGUUUUCACGAUUUUUUUUACAAAAAAAAAGGGGCCAACUUUUUUUUCAGUGUAACUCGUUUAUUUUUGAUGCUGUAAACUUUUGUAAAAAAACAAAUAAUAAGCUUUUUUUCGAUACUUUAAAAAUGUUAAUAAGGUUUUCCCGAAAAACUCUUCUUUCUUCGGUGAUUUCGCGUUGAAUUAUUCGAUUUGGAAUUACACGAAUAAGAACGUAUUUUUCAUGAGCUACAACUUUGCUUCUACUCAAUUUGUAGACUUUACUGGUAGACCAUUUUUUUCGUUUUUUUAUAGGCUACACUUUUGCUAAAAAUAUUUUUUUCAAUAAAAUAUUUACUUUUUGAGUUAUUUGGGAAAAACGGUCUGAAAACGUAGUUUUUUUUUUCGAAAAAUCAACAUUUUAAAUCGGGAAUAACUCGAAAAGUAUUGACUUACGUAAAAAACUUUAUGGAACAAAAGGUGCUUAAAAUAAGUCAGUUUAUCCAUUUCCGGCCUUAUUUUAAAGACUCGUUUUUCACCCCCCGAGAAGGGGUAAAUGUUACCCCUCAAGUAAAAGCAACCAAAAAUUCAACUUUGAAGUGGAGGGUAAGUAGAACCUAAAUCCAAAUUUUCAUGCAAUUCGGAGUUGCCCCUGGAAAUUACACUCCAAAACGGUCAUUUAUUGGGCUAAAGAAAGAAUUGUAGACCAGAGCGCAUCUGUAAAAAUAUUAGUACAUUUGGAUGUUGAGAGGUCACUCAUAUUUUUUUGCAGAAAUUGCUUGAAAAUAACUCAUAUAAUAAUAUUUGAGUUAUCCUUCUACUCAAAUAGGUCCGGAACAUUGUUUAAAUAAUCA
This is a messenger RNA of Diabrotica virgifera virgifera (western corn rootworm), 5022 nucleotides long. RefSeq names its product pyruvate dehydrogenase phosphatase regulatory subunit, mitochondrial. The record is from RefSeq and is a predicted model, not a curated record. Gene Ontology annotation, molecular function: oxidoreductase activity; protein binding. The coding region runs from base 137 to 2806 and encodes 889 amino acids. Lineage: Eukaryota; Metazoa; Arthropoda; Insecta; Coleoptera; Chrysomelidae. The transcript is spliced from 15 exons. Gene Ontology annotation, cellular component: mitochondrion; cytoplasm; mitochondrial matrix.